GUGCUGGCCUUUGAGAUCUUCAUCCCACUGGUCCUCUUCUUCAUCCUCCUGGGGCUGAGGCAGAAGAAACCAGCUAUUCCUGUCAAGGAAGUAUCUUUUUACAGCGCUGCCCCCCUCACCUCCGCUGGCAUCAUUCCUAUCAUGCAGUCAUUGUGCCCCGACGGACAGAGGGAUGAGUUUGGGUUCCUGCAGUACAAGAACUCAACGGUCACCCAGCUGCUGGAGAGGAUCAGCGAGGUGGUGGAACAGAACCGGCUGUUCACCUCGGACCGACCCGGUUUGGGCAAAGAGCUGGAGAACCUGCAGCAGCACCUGGAGAGUCUGAGCUCCGCCCCUUUACCUGCAGACCACGACUUCAACAGCAGCCAAGGUUUCGUACUUGCGAGCGUGUUGAAGAACCAGACGUCUUUCCAGCAGUUCCUGGUAAAGAACCUGUCCCUGUCGGACGCCACGGCCGGCCUGCUGCUCAACACGCCCAUCAGCCAGAGAGAGGUUUACAGCCUCCUCUUUGGAUCGGCUCCCAAAGACGGAGGAGGGGCUCAGAGUUUGAUUCAGGGCGCCAAAGACCACAGUCCUGGAGGAAAAAUACACUAUCUGGAGGAGAAGGUUCUGGGUGGAGUACACAGUCUGGAAGGAGGCCUCAUUCACAAAGCUUUACAAGAUCCAUCAAAAGCAGCCCACAGACAGGCUCUGCUCAAACUGAUGUCCCGCGCUUUAGGUCUGUCCGACGUCACAGGAAACCAGAGAAACGACCAGCAGGGCCUGAAGGAGGCAGAGGGGGUCCUUCUGACUGGUGCCAUGUUGGAAGUCCUAACCUGUGGGGAAGGCGGGGCUACUGAGCUCAGUAAGAUCCUAUUGGUCCCCGAGAAGCAGCGUCCGGUUCUUCAGACCUACCGUAAUGUACUGUGCAGCGGAGGAGAAAGUCAACGGGCCGAACGCUUCAAACAGAUGAGUCUGGAACUGAGGGAUCAGAUCAACACACAGAGUGUCACUGAGAAGCUCCAUCUGGAACAGCCCAGCUCCCUGGUCCCUCUGUCCCAGUCCCACCUCGGGGCUUUACUGAAGGACCUGGCCGACGUGGAGCGGCUCCUCAAGGACGUGGACCUCCUCUCCAGCCUGGCCCGCCUGCUGCCCAAAGGGGCCUGUGCGGGUCGAAACGCCCCCUCCCCUACCAACACCACGUGGCCUCUGAACGCCACCACCUGGGGCCCGAACACGACGGACGUCCCCGGUGAGGAGGGCGAGGACGGAGCGGGGAAAGGGAAAGAGAACGCAGACAACCCUCACUCUCAGUUUUCAGCCUUUGUGCAGCUGUGGGCCGGACUUCAGCCGAUCCUGUGUGGAAACAACAGGAUCAUCGAGCCAGAAGCAUUGAAACAGGGCAACAUGAGUUCUUUAGGAUUCACCAGCAAAGAACAGAGGAAUCUGGGCCUACUGGUUCACCUGAUGACUGCAAAUCCCAAGAUCCUCUACUCCCCCAUCGACUCGGAUGCAGAUAAAGUCAUUCAGAAAGCAAAUGAGACGUUUGCCUUUGUUGGGAACGUGACCCACUACACCCGGGUUUGGUUGAACAUCUCGGCUCAGCUGAGGACGUUUGUGGAGGAGGGUCGUCUGCACAGCCAGCUGCUGUGGCUGCAGCAGCUUUCCUCUGAGCUUCGGCAGCACCCGGAGCUGUUGAACGACACAGACAGCGAGCUGAUGCAGGGUCUGAUGGAGGGAAACUACAGCCUCCCAAACACCUCCACCCUCCUGGAGCAGCUGGACACCAUCGACAACGCCGCCUGUGGAUGGACGCGCUUCAUGUCCAAGGUCAGCGUUGACAUUUUCAAGGGUUUUCCUGACGAGGACAGUAUUGUCAACUACACCCUGAACCAGGCCUACCAGGACAAUGUGUCUGUGUUCGCCAGUGUCAUCUUCCAGACUAAGAAGAACGGCUCGCUGCCUCCACAUGUCCUGUACAAAAUCAGACAAAACUCCAGUUUCACCGAAAAAACCAAUGAAAUCAGACGAGCCUACUGGCGCCCCGGGCCCAACACCGGUGGGAAGUUCUACUUCCUGUAUGGAUUUGUGUGGAUCCAAGACAUGAUCGAGAGAGCCAUCAUCAACACAUUUGUGGGUCAUGAUGUGGUGGAGCCUGGAAACUACGUUCAGAUGUUCCCCUACCCCUGUUACACCAGAGACGAUUUCCUGUUUGUGAUUGAGCACAUGAUGCCGCUGUGUAUGGUGAUCUCCUGGGUUUAUUCAGUGGCUAUGAUGAUUCAGCACAUUGUAGCUGAGAAGGAGCAUCGGCUCAAGGAGGUGAUGAAGAUGAUGGGUCUGAACAACGCCGUCCACUGGGUGGCCUGGUUCAUCACUGGUUUUGUGCAGCUGUCCAUCUCCGUCACCGCCCUCACAGCCAUCCUGAAGUACGGCCGGGUGUUGCUCCACAGCGACCCCUUCAUCAUCUGGCUCUUCCUCACCAUCUACGCCGUGGCCACCAUCAUGUUCUGUUUCCUGGUGUCCGUGAUCUACUCCAAAGCCAAACUGGCGUCGGCGUGCGGAGGAAUCAUCUACUUCCUGAGCUACGUUCCCUACAUGUACGUGGCCAUCAGGGAGGAAGUGGCCCACGAUAAGAUCACCGCCUUCGAGAAGUGCAUCGCUUCCCUGAUGUCCACCCACCGCCUUCGGCUCGGCUCCAAAUACUUUGCGCUGUAUGAGGUGGCAGGCGUCGGCAUCCAGUGGCGGACCAUCAGCCAGUCUCCGUGUGAGGGUGAUGACUUUAACCUGGGUCUGUCCAUGAUGAUGCUCAUUAUCGACGCUGGCGUCUACGGCGUCCUCACCUGGUACAUCGAGGCCGUGCAUCCAGGUAUGUACGGGCUGCCUCGUCCGUGGUACUUCCCCCUGCAGAAGUCCUACUGGUCGGGCAGUGGGCGGAUGGAGACCUGGGACUGGCCCUGGUGUGGAGGUGGGACAGCCAGACUCAGCGUGAUGGAGGAGGACCAGGCCUGUGCCAUGGACCAGAGAAGAUCUGAGGAGAUGCGGGGCAUCGAGGAGGAGCCGAGUCAUUUACCACUUGUUGUUUGCAUCGACAAACUCACCAAGGUUUAUAAGACCGGCAGCAAAGUGGCCCUGAACAAACUGAGCCUGAACCUCCAUGAGAACCAGGUGGUCUCCUUCCUGGGACACAACGGAGCCGGGAAGACCACCACCAUGUCCAUCCUGAGUCUGUUCCCGCCCACCUCUGGCUCGGCCACCAUAUAUGGUCACGACAUCCGCACGGAGAUGGAGCGGAUCCGACAGAACCUGGGCAUGUGUCCUCAGCACAACGUCCUGUUUGACAAACUGAGCGUGGAGGAACAUCUGUGGUUCUACUCCCAACUCAAAGGCAUGGCAGAAGAAGACAUCCGCAAGGAGAUGGACAAGAUGAUCGUCGACCUGGAGUUAUCCAACAAGCGCCACAGCCUGGUGCAGACCUUGUCCGGGGGGAUGAAGAGGAAGCUGUCGGUGGCCAUCGCCUUCGUCGGAGGCUCCAGAGCCGUCAUCCUGGACGAGCCCACGGCGGGGGUGGAUCCGUACGCACGCCGGGCCAUCUGGGACCUCAUCCUCAAGUACAAACAGGGUCGGACCAUUCUGCUCUCCACCCACCACAUGGAUGAAGCCGACCUGCUGGGAGAUCGCAUCGCCAUCAUCUCACACGGGAAACUCAAAUGCUGCGGCUCUCCGCUCUUCCUGAAGAGCACCUACGGAGACGGAUACAAACUGACGCUGGUCAAAAAGCAGAGCGAAGGCAGAGGCCAGGGCAGUCAGCUGCAGUCUCCCUCGUCCCUGUCCCCGUCCUCCUCUCUGUCGCCUUGCUCAGAGGCUCGGGUCACCCAGUUUAUUCGUCAGUUCGUGGCGUCCUGCCUGCUGGUGUCCGACUCCAACACUGAGCUGUCCUACGUCCUGCCGUCCGAGGCCGUCAAGAAGGGCUGCUUCGAGAGACUCUUCCAGGCGUUGGAGCAGAGUCUGGACAGUCUGGCUCUGACCAGCUUCGGCGUGAUGGACACCACCCUGGAGGAGGUCUUCCUCAAAGUGUCUGAGGAGGAUCAGUCUCUGGAGAACAGUGACGCUGACAUGAAGGGCUCCCCGGGGGGCAGCUCGGUGGGGAAAUCCUCAGUGGGCUCAGGAGGUCUGGGGGGGCCGCAGGGUGAAACCGGGCCCUCAGCGGAGAGCGAGAAGCCGGAGGUGGAGCUGAGUAAUCUGGUGAUGUGUUCAAAGCUGAGUCAGAGCCAGUCCUCUCUGAAAUCCUCCUCAUCCGUCGGCUCCGUGAGGGGGGACGAAGGGGGGCCCUACGCAGAGUUCUACGGAGAGUACUGUCCGCUCUUUGAAAAUGGACAGGAGUCCGACUCUGCCAGCCUUCGGGGGGACUUGGAGAACCCACCGUCCCCAGAGCCCGAGGUCCUGGAGGGGCAGGGCAGCUUCAAACUGGAGGGCUGGUGGCUGAAGCUGAGCCAGUUCCACGGCCUGAUCGUCAAACGGUUCCAUUGUGCCAAGAGGAACACCAAGGGCCUGUUCUCUCAGAUCCUCCUGCCUGCCUUCUUUGUCUGCGUGGCCAUGACCGUGGCGUUAUCUGUUCCUGAGAUCGGAGAUCUGCCUCCUCUCAUCUUGUCUCCAUCCCAGUAUCAUAACUACACCCAACCAAGAGGAAACUUCAUCCCCUACGCUAACGAAGACAGACCCCAGUACAGGUCAGACAACAUUUACAGCAACAUUUCAUUCAGUUCAUCCUGUUUUUGA
Sphaeramia orbicularis (orbiculate cardinalfish) is the source of this 4755-nucleotide messenger RNA. RefSeq names its product ATP-binding cassette sub-family A member 2-like. Lineage: Eukaryota; Metazoa; Chordata; Actinopteri; Kurtiformes; Apogonidae. The record is from RefSeq and is a predicted model, not a curated record. Gene Ontology annotation, cellular component: membrane; intracellular membrane-bounded organelle. Gene Ontology annotation, molecular function: ATP hydrolysis activity; ABC-type transporter activity; lipid carrier activity. Gene Ontology annotation, biological process: lipid transport; transmembrane transport.